AUGUGCCGAUUGGAGCCUUUUCUGCAGCGGUCCUUGGUGGUCCUCUUUCUGCUGGGCUCGGCAGGAGCCUGCGUUCCUCGUAAAGUUGCAAUUGAAGAAAAAACAUCUGUUCUGUUUUCUUCCUCAGGGCUAAUGAGCAGACUGAGCCCAGAUGGUUUCAGACAAAACAUCAUUUCCUCUUCCAAGACGAGUCAGGGGUCCCCGACAUCCAAGGUCUCUCGGUCCUUGGCUCUGGCUCUGCGGGUUGAGCGAGAGAUCCUGCCGCCUGAUUCUGGGGUGGGUCUCUGCUGGGGCCUGCCCGAGGUCAUUAACACCCCCUCCUCUCUGGUUCUUGCUGCUGGUGGUUCCCAUCAACUCCACCUGUCCGCGGUGCUCACGUCUCUACAGAAGCUCAUGCGGGUGGGGCUGCGUAGUGCUGUAAGGGCCGAGUUUCUAGAACAGAGGGCCGGUCAUCCUCACUGUGAGUCAUUCCCAGGGUCCUCUCCAGUGAAGCCUCCCCCAGCCACUCUCACCCCCAAGAGACUCAUGAGGAAGAACGGAUGGAACUUUCUGAACUGUGCCUACAUGGUGAUGACAUUCUUAUUCGUGUCCUGCGACAAAGGAGACUGA
This is a messenger RNA of Jaculus jaculus (lesser Egyptian jerboa), 609 nucleotides long. It is a transcript of the gene Eddm13, whose product is annotated as epididymal protein 13. Bases 1 to 609 code for a protein of 202 amino acids. Lineage: Eukaryota; Metazoa; Chordata; Mammalia; Rodentia; Dipodidae. The record is from RefSeq and is a predicted model, not a curated record. The transcript has 6 exons.